UUUUCCUUUAGUUAAAACUUCACAGAUUCUUCAGUCCCUUUCUAAAGGAACAAUUAUCAAUUGUGCUCCAGUGGAAGAACACAAGAUUCUCCGCAUGGACUCCCUAGCAACAUCAAUCAACCAAUUUGCCCUUGCAUUUAGCAAAAAGCUAGCUGAAUCUGCUGAGGGUAAAAAUAUUUUCUUUUCUCCCUGGGGCAUCUCAACUUCCUUGGCCAUGGUAUAUUUGGGCACCAAAGGGUCUACUGCAGCCCAAAUAGCCCAGGUGCUUCAAUUCAACAGAGACCAGGACAUGAAAUGCCCUGAAAAUGAAAAGAAAAGGAAAAUGGAAUUCAACUUGGGCAAAGUUGAAGAAAUAAACUCUCACUUCCAGGCGCUUAUCUCAGAAAUUGUCAAGCCCAGCAAUUCCUACAUACUUAAAACAGCCAAUAGGGUAUAUGCAGAGAAGGCGUACCCGUUUCUUAAUAAAUACUUAGAUGACGUGAGAACAUAUUUUGGAGCAGAGCCACAGGCUGUUACCUUUAUGGAAGCUUCUGACCAAGUCAGAAAGCAGAUCAACUCCUGGGUUGAAAGCCAAACUGAUGGUAAAAUCCUGAAUCUCCUACCUGAAGACUCUGUGGAUUCUACCACCAAGAUGGUGCUGGUGAAUGCCCUGUACUUUAAAGGUACUUGGGAACAUCAGUUCUCAGUGAAAAACACCACGGAAAAGCCUUUCAGAAUAAACAAGACAACAAGCAAGCCAGUGCAAAUGAUGUCCUUGAAACAAGAACUUCUGAUUUUUCACAUUCAAAAUCCACAAGCCACAGGCCUUCAGCUCUACUAUGAGAACCGUGAUCUCAGCGUGUUUAUACUGCUGCCAGAAGACAUUAGUGGACUGGAGCAGCUUGAAAAGACAAUGACGUAUGAGAAGUUGAACGAGUGGACUAGUGAAGAAAUGAUGGAGUUGUAUGAUGUGCAGCUUCAUCUUCCUAAAUUCAAGCUGGAAGAGAGUUAUGAUCUCAAGUCACCCCUCACCAGUAUGGGGAUGAGCGAUGCCUUUAGCCAGGGCCAAGCUGAUUUCUCAGGAAUGUCUUUGGGGAGAAACCUAUUUCUGUACAAUGUUUUCCACAAGGCUUUUGUGGAAAUAAAUGAGCAAGGUACAGAGGCAGCAGCUGGCUCUGCAAGUGAGGUGCGUUUUCGAAUUCGAAUCCCCUCCAUCGAAUUCAAUGUAGAUCACCCAUUCCUUUUCUUCAUCAGGCACAACAAAACCAAAAGCAUUCUCUUUUAUGGAAGGUUCUGUUCCCCCUAA
Lepus europaeus (European hare) is the source of this 1285-nucleotide messenger RNA. It is a transcript of the gene SERPINB10, whose product is annotated as serpin family B member 10. NCBI's taxonomy places the organism in Eukaryota, Metazoa, Chordata, Mammalia, Lagomorpha, Leporidae. Gene Ontology annotation, biological process: negative regulation of endopeptidase activity. The coding region runs from base 95 to 1285 and encodes 396 amino acids. The record is from RefSeq and is a predicted model, not a curated record. Gene Ontology annotation, molecular function: serine-type endopeptidase inhibitor activity. The transcript is spliced from 8 exons.